UCCUACAGGUGAGGAGUUGAGGGAAGAGAAGGAGAGAGUCGGGAAAACAAAAAAAAAGAGAAUCACAAGGAAAGGGAUAAAGGUAAAAAGUAAAGGAAAGACAUAAGAGACGGAGGGGUGAUUCGCAGUCGUACCAUCGCGCGAGGCACACACAAAAUAUAAUAAAAAGUAAACACAAACUUUGGAAGUCAGUCCCUGGUGUUGUAAGGUACAUAACUGCCUCUUGAAGCUUCCCAGGGGUUGCUCUGUCCUCCCAGUGAAGCCUACACAAGCUUCACACUUCAGAAUCAGCACACUAACAGUAGGAGGAGAGUCGUAACGACCACAGGUCUACCAGGAAGCUCACUCUUGCUGAGACGAUGCUUACCAACGCUCGCUGCAGCCUCACCUCUUGAGCUCACUGACAACACCUCCAAUAACAACACCUACAACAACAACAAGGCGGCGGCUCCUGAUUGGUCGACGAUAAUGGUGACGUCACAACCCAGCAGUCAACUCCUAGCAUUAAUCUUCUGUAUUACCUUCCUCUCUCUUCCCUCAGAUGGCGCUACCAUGUACGGUCUCCCGCGCCAACCAGAGUACCGUACACACCUGGAGAUCCCCGCUCAUCAAGGAGGCAACCUGUGGAAUGGUGCAGCAGCAACGAGGGAAGGCGAGAACAGUAUCUUCAGCAGCAUCAGCGUGCCUAACAGCGGUGAUAGCAGUAGCAGCAGCAGUAGUAGUAGCAGCAGCAGCAGUAGCAGGGACCUGGGAAGACCCCCCCAGCCCUACCUCCCUGAGAGAUAUAUUCUUCUUUCACCCGAGGAAAGUUUCUUACGAGAACUCCUCUUGCACUCCGCCACUCCUGCAGAGUCGAGACCAAUCACAGACCAGAAACCCCGUGACGUCACUAGCCUCGCAGAGUCUAGACCAAUCACAGGCCAGAAACUCCGUGACGUCACUAGCCUCGCAGCGUCUAGACCAAUCACAAGCCAAGCAUCCCAUGAAGUCACUGGUUUCGCCUUUCCUCAAGAACUGGAUCGAAUGGAAUUCAGGCUACCGUCUGUGGAUCUGGCCAGACUGAAGGCAUGGACACAGCAACAGCAGCAUAAUAAGCCCAAGCGCCUGCAGCAGCAGCCGCAGCUACAACACAAGCAGCGAACGUUGUCUGUAGUGGGAUUCCCUGUGGCACAGAAGAAGUGGUGGGGAGGUGGACACCACCGUCGGGGAGAGAUAGCUCGGAGAGCAUCACAGAACAAGCACCUUGACUGCCUCAAAUCCUGCAUCAAGCAAGGCACUCUUCAUCCCAUACAGUGCCACACCCUCUGCUAAGUCUUAAGGAUGAAGAUGGCAUCAGUAGUGUAGACGUGUGAAGGAGAAGCCAUCAAGUCCUGGGAUGUCGCAUGUCCCUCUUGUUGAUCUCACUGUCAACUACUGAUGGAAACCUACAUGGCGUCAGGACUCAUGUUUAAAAGAUAUCAUGCUAUAUGAUGCAAAUAUUACAGUAUCUUAAAAGAUAUAAGAAAAUGAAAUCUGCAAAACCCAUAGGGAUCAUGCAGUGCCUUGGGAGGUAAUUGAGACUUAUCCAAGGAAAACAAGAGAAACUCCAUUUCCUUGGAUUAGGGGUCCAUCACCAGCACCAAGGCACUUCCCUUGAAGGGGUCUGUAAGAACAAAUUCGAAACCAUCAACUUCUUGAAAAGAGUUGCUCGGCAUUAUCCAAUCAACUGGUGUUAAAAAUUCCUGCUAUUUCAUGUAAGAUGAAACACCAAAGUCUUAAGCCAGACAUUUUUAUUAAAUAAUGUAGCCUCUCAAGGAUAUUGUACAGUAAUUACAGUAAGUAAUAAGUGAUUAUAAAAAAAAUAACAACCAUAUAUCAAAUAUAAUCCCUAUCAUUUUCUAUACCUUCCAUUAUGAGUAAGGGAAGGACAAACAGAAGACAAAUCUUGGCUGGAUAGCCUAAUGAAUCUCAUGAUUAGAUACAUUUUUUGUGCAAAAAUGUCCUAAUCAUAAGAUAAAUGAGCAUAAUUUCUAAAGAUAUAUCUUCAAAGUUUGUUUCCAGUGAGGAGGAAACGAGGCUGGUCCCUCCCUACUGUUAACAACUCCUGAUUCUCUCAUUCUGUAUGCUCUAUAAACUACAGCUAUUUUCUCAUUCAGAAAACUGAACAAUCACACAUUUCCUGCCUAUCCCUGUCAGUGUGACAAACAUUCCUUGCUAUAUGGCAUGACUCCCCAUCCUCCAGCAUUAUUCACAAUGGGAGGUACACAACCUGUCAAACAUUUUCGUUCUGAAUAAUGUUUUACAAGCAACUCUGUAUUAAAUUUGUCCUUUUGUCAUAAAUAACUUCUAUAAUCAUCAUAAACAUUUUAUCCCAAUUAUUCAUUGCAAGAGAAAAGUCUAUUUUUAAUAGCAAAUCAUUAGUUUAAUAUUGUCCGAGUUAAUCACUAUCUCCAUAACCCAUUUACCCCUGUAUCUAGUGUUUUGUUUUCUACUAUACCUGAAUUUUUCAUAUAUUAAGACCACAGAGCAGAGAGAAUAUAUACUUUGCUGUAGGCAAUUGUAAUGAGCCUAUAAACUUAAAAAAAUCAACAGAUUCAACAAAAGCACAAAAAUGGUACAUAUAUACGUAUACAGUGAAAAGUCAUAACUCAUUUUAGUUCAGUAUUGCUCACCCUCACCUCAGUAAUAUAUCAGGGUAUUAAUUUCAACUCGCCAAUUGGAGGGAAAGACUUUCAUCAAUACCGUUGAUUAGGAUGACUGAGGACAUCAUUUUUCAGGUGGAAAGUCAGAAACACACAUGAUUACAUGAUGUCCGAUAGAAGUCUAACUACAUGACAAAAAUCAGUCUUGUAUAACAUGGUUACCGAGCCUACCAUGCCUGGUGGGGAAAAUGAUGUAAAGCAGUGCAUUAAGAAACGGUAUCAUAGAGAAAAUAGUAUUAUAAUCAUAGGUCUGGGGACAGUUGGUCCCAAAGAUGAGGGGGUACUUGUACCUCCUCCCAUGGGAGACUUAGGUCUCGAGAUACUCCCCAGAUAGGGAGCCAAGGCCGGGUCACCACUCCUUGGAAAAGACCCGGGCCGGGAGAGUACCGGCGAAUAGAAAAAAAAAAAUAGUAUUAUAAUCAGCAUAGAAAGAACUGUACCACAACCAGGUCAGACAAAAUGGUACAAUAGGCUGAGCACUAAUAUAAAUGAAUCAUGUUCUAUACACUAAAUUAAAAGAAAUGUGUUUAAUAAAAGGUGUUACAUAAAUUUCAGCAAUAACUGGAACAGCAUUUGUCAAUUUAAGAAAACAGUUACUCUUGAAGGACAGUGGUAACAUUAGCAAAUUAAAAUGCAAAUGAUACCAGUUCCAGACUGUAUCAUCAUUUUAUUCACAAGAAAGCACAAAACCUGUAGUGGUCAUACAAUGCAAGACUUUCAAACUAUAGCUUACCAUGCAAGUAUCGUACAAUUAUUACAACAACUUCAUCUGAUGCUUCUCAAAAUGCUAAGCAAUUAGUAAAUAAAUUUUAAUUAAAUUUAAUUAAUCUUUGGUAGCAGUUGUAGGGCUCGAGUGUAACGGUAGAUAAAUCACAGUACUAAGGUUUACAAAGUCUGAAAAUAUCUAUCUUAACAUCACUGUAUAAUAGUAAUGAUCUCUGUACAAACUGACCACAGUAAACAUCACAGACUGACAGAUUAAAGAUCACCUUUACAGAUACAGUGAAAUAACUGGUGCAUCAGGCUGCUAGUUUUCCUCUAUGAGACUAAGCCUACUGACCUGACCUGUUCACACAAAAAUCUGUGUAUUUAACAUAAAGCUGCCAACAUCAAAUAUUUAAUAAAUAUUUUUUUUUAUAAAAAAUACUUACAACACUUUUCAAACAUACAUAAGGUAAUUAUAGUCUAUACUGUAAUUUUAAUACAAAUAUCAAAUCUCUGGCCUAACCUGACAUUACAGUAUUUUACUACCUAACAAGUAAUAUAGUUUAAUCAAUUCACCCACAAAAAAGUCAUAUUAAUAUAAAUAUUACUAUGAAAUUUAUGGUGAAGCACUAAACCCUUAAAGGUCAUACAGUUCCUAAGAAACAGGUUGCAAUCAGGUAUGAUCCAAGGAGGGAUUGGAUAACUUCAAUGCCUUGAAUCAGAAGCCCUCCUUGAAGGGAUACGAGAAUUAUUUUUAUAAUUAAGGUGGAGUUCUAAACCCAUAGGGGGUCACAUAGCGUGGGGACUGGGAGGCAAUCAAGUUCAACCCAAGGAAGGGGAGCUUGAUCAAAUUCCCUGGAUCAAGACCUCCUCACGAGCAUCAUGGAAUCUCCCUUGAAGGAAUUAUGAGAAUUAAAAUUAUAUAAUGUACAAUAUUACAUCUCGUGAAUAGCGCACACACCUGGCACUAUAUGACCCAGUUGGGUUUAAUGCUUUCCUGUGAAUAAUAAUAAUAAUGGAAUACAUGUAAAAAUAGAGAUAAUCUUGGUACUAAAAUAAGAACACCAAAGAUUAUUCUAAUAGCCUGAACUGUAAAAUAAUUAUGAUAAUUACUAUCACGAGUACUGAGGGUUGAGGGAUGUGACAAAUUUCUAAACAUUAUGUACAUCAUUAUUAUUUACUUUCUUGUGUUCUAUAUCUGCCAGCUCAUCUUCUCUACCUCAGUUUUAAAAAUUAACUAUGACUUCCAUUUUGUGGUAUAAAUCACUUAAGUUAACAUGAAAGCAAGCAUAGCGACUGUCUGACAGUCAUCAGGAGAUAUGAUGUAUUAACUAUUGGUCAACAUUAGAAGCUCUUGAGGAAUCCCUUCUAUCAGUAUUAUUACUGAAAAUAUAGUAGGCCUAUCUAUUUCAGAUUACUCAAAGAGCUUCACGUACACUAAGUUAAUUGCUGUAACAAAGCAAAUUAUUAAGUGUACUACUGUUACACCUACAAGUUAGCCAGUACCCCUGAGUGCUUAGAAUUAUUAUUAUAUAUAAUUAUGGGGCAAUGCUAAACCGUUAGGGCUGUGUCAGGAAUAAGAGGCAAGUUAGUUCAACAUGAGGAAAAUGACAGGAGCUCCAAUUCCUUGAAUCAAGAGCUCCCUCAUGAACAUCCAAGGACCUCCCUUCAAGGUACGAGGGUUUAUAAUAAAGGUCUAAAGUAUAAACUAAAUAAAUAACACACGGUGCCAAUAUACGGUACACACCAAUCAAGAUAAAAAAGCAAACCUUUCAAGCAUUCAUAACCUGAAAAUGGAUUAGGACAACUAAUAUAAUUUGGUGUCUCAGACUUUACAAUACCCUGAACUAUCAAGACACUGCCAGAGUUGUUCAGUUCUAUGAAAGGAAAAAUUAAGUCAUUCUAUGAGAGCUCAUACAAUGUAAUUAUUAAAUGAAUAAUUUGCAGACUAUAUGAAAAAGGGAACAAUAUCUAGUCAAUAUCUGCGAGCAAAUGAUUUUUGCAUAAUUUCCUAAUUUUUCAUUUUGUUGUUUUUGAAAACUACAAAAUAAAUACAGCAAGAAGGAAUUUGACUUAUUUUAAUUCUCCUUUAAAAAUAAAAAUUUAUAAUAUUCAUGAAGUACACUAAACCUGAAAGACUCGUGCAGCAUUUCAUAAAGAAGUGAAAGUGAUGGAAGCAAAGGCAGUACUAAAGGAAGAACAUAAGCUGUACUUACAAAUUACAACCACUAUAAGGAACAUACUAUAGCUGAUGCAUGCAACACAUAUUCUGUCUAUAUGUACCAGUAAUCUUUACUGUGUAAUUUUGUUAACACUUGCAAGGCAAGUCUCCAAUAAGAUCCAUACAACACCUGCAGAAUAAAAGGUAAUCAGGUUUUAUUCAGUGAAGAGGAUAGAUCCAGUUCCUUGGAUUAAGAGACUUUCACCAGUAUCAAAUCACCACUCUCAAAGGGAUUCCCAGCAUAUUAUCAUAUCACAUUCUGUAACAAUGCAUCUCUAUGGACACCACCACCAUAUACAGUAAGGUCCCACUUACAAGACAGGUUAGGUUCCAGGUUACCACCAUAAAGCAAAAAAUCGUCAAAAAAUAACUUUUUUCACUUUUAAAUGCAUAUAAAUGUCUGAUAACAUAUUUACACUAUCUUGUAUUAAGUUAGCCAUAGAAGCAGGCAUAAAAAACAAUAAAAAAGUAAAAUACACAUACAGUAUACUCAUUACUUGAAAAUAUUUGAAGUCUUAAUGUAGGGCAAGAGGUAGUAGUAGUUAUUGUAGGAAGUCAAGUGUGACAGCCCGCCCAGCUACCACACCUCACAAUUAUGUUUAUUUUACUAUUCUUAUGAUGCUUCCUGCAUAACUAUCUUAUUUUACUAUGAUUGUAUGUAUUUUCUUUAUAUGAUAUAGCGUAUUUCUUAUGUGAUUUUGAAAAAAAAAAAAAAAUUUAAAGCGCCUCAGA
Molecule: messenger RNA, 6339 nt
Organism: Cherax quadricarinatus
Lineage: Eukaryota; Metazoa; Arthropoda; Malacostraca; Decapoda; Parastacidae
Source: RefSeq, a predicted model, not a curated record